UUGAAGUUCGUACUUUGUAAUUUUUUGUUGAUGAUCAAAAUAAUGUACAACUUAUUGCUUGCAAAUAAUUAUAAUAAUUUUUAAAACUACUAUUGCAUUGCAUACAUUGAUCAAUAAAGGUACCGAAAGUAGACGUACUGGGUUUAUAUCAUGUCGUCAAGCGAAGUUACGAAGCUUCAGAACCAUUUAAGCCUGUUGAAAGAAGAGUAUAGCAAGCUACAUAAACAUUGCAUAGAAGUGGAGAACAAGUAUACAUUAGCAGCAGCCUCGGCCGGUGAUCUCAGUGAAACUAGUUUUGUGGCAAGAUUAUUAAUGACUGUGUCCUCGUUAUAUGGCCGAAAUACCUACUCAGAUAUCGAGAUUAAGCUUCAGAGCAAGUCAGUCCCCGCUCACAAGUUUGUACUGAAUGCUAGAUCUGAUGAUUGGAAUGAGGAGGCUUUAAAAGAUUUAACAGAACUAGACUGGACAAUGCUGCCAGAUGAUGUUGGUUCAGCUCUUCUAAAAUGGUUGUACACUGAUCUAGUGGAUUUAUCUCGGGGAGAUGUCUUUGCACUGCAACUCAUGAAAUCAGCUGCCACUUUCAAACUGCAUGGAUUAGUUGGGAAAUGUGAACAAGCAUUAAUAGCCACUGUUGGUGUUAGAACGUGUGUUAAGUUCUACUCGGCAGCUGAUGAGAUUGGUGCGACAGGGCUGAAGGAGCACUGUUCUGGGCUUAUAUCAGCACAUUGGGAUGAUCUUUCAGGCGAGGAUUUCGCGCACAUGUCGUCGGCGCUGCUGUACCGGAUGCUCAAGAGCAAGACGCCGCAGCCGCUCCACGGAGCCGUGAGGUUACUGCGGGAGGACGUUGUGUUCCUGUGCCUCGUCGAGAACCACGCCAAUCUGACAGAUAUAGUGAACGCCAUGUCGUCUCGGGGCGAGCUCCCCCUGGAGCUGGCCCUGCGCGGGCGUUGCGCCUCUAUCGCCACGACUCUGCUGCAGCACUGUGCCGACCCUGACGCACGGGGACCCAGGGGCAGAACCCUGCUUCACAGAGCUGUCGACGCCAGGGACUCUUUCUCGGCCAAGUUUUUGGUAGAGAAUGGCGCGGAUCCUAGUCUGGCAACCAAAGAGGAGGGCGACACAGUGCUGCACCUGUUGGGCGGGCUCACCGCGAGCUCCUGCGACCCAGAGACCAUGCAGCAGCUGCUGGAGAUAGCUGAGGUCGUCGUGCAGAAGGGCGCUGACAUCAACAAGCAGAACAGGAAGGGAUACACGCCGCUCCACCAAGCCGUGAUCGCACGAAAUCAAAGAAUAUUCGAUCUUCUGCUAAAACAGCCCAACCUUGAUCCGAACCUGCGCACAUUUUCUGAUGAGCAUCCGCCGCUGUACUACGCCCUGGUCGACGACCGACGCGCCUCCAUAUCGUCAAGCGAAACACUUGUCAUGAACGGAUCCAACCCGUUCGAUACGCCUGUCACUAACAAGGGUGCUUUCACUGAAGAUCCUGUGGAGGGCAAGCCGGAAAGCAUCGUGGAGAGAGGUUUCGCGGCCAAGUUGCUGGAGAAGGGAUGUCAGCCCAAUCCUGUGUACUCGGGCUCCGGAGAUAGCUUACUACAUAUUUUGAUUCAAGGAUGGUUUGAGGAGUCAGCCGUGUUUCUCGUUUCACAUCUUACCACUGACUUGAACCACACCAACGAGGCGGGCGUGACAGCCCUGCACUUGGCGUGCGCUAACGGUCUAGCCAAGCUCGUAGCAGCCCUACUGGAGCGCGGGGCGCGGCCCAACGUGCAGACUGCGUAUGGAGACCACGACGACACGGUGUAUAGACAGAGUCCUCUGCACAUGGCAGUACAAAACAACCACGAGAGCGUGGUGACAGCGAUACUGGACCACAAGAAGAUGGUGGAGAAGGGAGAGCUACCGGACACGGACCGCUCCAACGUCACGCUGCUGCCUAACCUCAACCUGAAGAACUCUGAGGGUGACACGCCCCUCAGUCUGGCACUCUUUGAAGGUCACCACCAGUUAGUUGCGCCGCUGAUAGAAGGCGGGGCUGACCCUAACGUAAGAAACGGCAAAGGGUUUACUUUGCUGCACCAGACUAUCACAGAGGAGGACUCCAGAACAGCUAUCUACUUGCUAGACCAUGGUGCUGAUAUGAACGCUUUGACCGAGGCGGGGGAGACGCCCCUGCAGCUCGCGAUCCACUGCCGCCUGGGGCUGGUGGUGGAGGCGCUGUGUGUCCGCGGGGUCGACAUGAGCCGUCUGGACGCCCAUGGGGUGCCGCCGCUGUGGGCCGCGUUGGACUCGCAGCAGGAGGAGGUGGCCAGCAUUCUGGUCCGGAACGGUGCCGAUGCUGAUUGCUGGGGUCCGGGGCCGGAUGGAUCCACGCAGACAUUGUUACACAAAGCGAUAGAUGAGAAUAAGGAGUCGCUGGCUAUGUUCCUGAUCCGGUCGGGAUGCGACAUCGAGUCCCCGCGACGCGAGGGUCCCACGGGAGACGGGGGGGAUCGACACACUCCGCUACACUUGUGCUGCACCUGGGGGCUGUGUGACGUAAUACAGACGCUUCUGGAACACGGCGCUAACAUCAACUCGAAAGACGCAGAGGGCAAAACCCCUCUUCACAUUGCCAUCGAGAACCAACACGCCGCGAUCAUAUCGCUGCUGCUCUCGCAGCCAGGAGUCGACCUGUCGGCGCGGGACAACCGCGGCAUCACGCCCUUCGCGGCCGCGCUCACGGCCAGGAACAACAAAGCUGCUCAGGCCAUCUUGGAGAAGAAUCCUUCUGCUGCUGAACAGGUGGAUAAGAAAGGGCGUAACUUCCUGCACGUGGCGAUCCAGAACUCCGACGUAGAGAGUGUGAUGUUCCUGCUGACGGUGAACGUGGACGUGAACUCGCGCGUUCAGGACGCGAGCCUGGCGCCGCCGCUGCACCUGGCGGCCGCGGCCGGCAACGAGUCGCUGCUGCGGAGCCUGCUGCUGGCGGGCGCGCGCCCCAACGACCGGGACGCGCACAAACGCACGGCGCUGCACGUGGCGGCGAGCAGCGGCGGGCCGACGCAGGCGGCGCUGGUGUCGGCGCUGCUGAGUGGCGGCGCGGACGCCAACGCGACGGACGCGGGCGGCGACAACGCGCUGCACGUGUGUGCGCGCGAGGGACACGCGCCCGGCGCGCGCGCUCUGCUGCACGACUGUGACAUCGACGCCACCGCCACCAACGUCAAGGGACGAAAUCCAUUACACGAACUGUGCUGGUGCAAAAAGGACAACGCGGCGACCAUUUGUGAGAUCUUCUUAGAAUAUAUUCCUGACUAUCCGAUCAACAAGACUGACUUACAGGGCAACAGUCCCCUCUUGCUCGCGUACAUGAACGGGCAAGCUGCAAUGUGUCGCGUGCUCGUGCGGGCAGGUGCGUGCUUAGCCCUCGAGAACAAAGACGGAGUAUCUAUAUUUAAUUAUCAGGUGGCCACGCGACAGUUGCUGCAUCGACUGUUGGACGCGCUGCCGGCCGAGGCGCCGUGGGGCGAGAGCGACAUGUGCCAGGAGUGCGGCACCAAGUUUACUCUCACCAUGAGGAAACACCACUGUCGACACUGCGGACGUAUGCUGUGUAACAAGUGCUCGAGCCAGGACAUCCCGAUCCUCAAGUUCGGGCUGAACAAGCCCCAGCGGGUUUGCGAGACCUGUUUCAACGUGUUGCAGGUUGGCGCCAGUUAGCUGUAUAGGACACUUUUCUCUUCGCUGUUAUUAUGUCGUUACAACCAUUUUGUUUUUUAUACCUAUGCGAAGUAAAAAUCUAACCCACAAUAUUAUAUUUACACGUUACUUUGUAACCAGUAACAUUAGCAAUAUGUAAUUAAUUGGUAUUGAUAGGUACUAUUAUUGCCAUUGUAUAAAAACUGUAAGAGAAUUAAUUAUAAAUAAGAGUUUCGACACUGUCCGUUCAUUACCUGUUGUGGUAUGUCAAUGUGUCGAGAGGGAAGUAACGGCUCAUUUUAAGAUUUCAAAUAAUUAAUUUUGAAAAUUUACCGAAUAGUCGAGGACAGAAAGGUUAAGAAGUGAACUGUAAUUGUGAAGUGAUAUAGAUUCCGUUACCUCUCUGUUGCAUACAUUGAUAUAUAAUCAGUCAGCUUGGGGAGGGGUUAAUAGGGGAAUGGGUUCGUAAUUAUCUUGGCCCGGAUCUGCUCUUGUUGAUCGUUCUUAGAAGAGGUAUUGAUUUGUUCCAUUGGGACUGUGUGGAAUGUUUAAAAUUCUGUCCGGUGACAUAAAACGUCAGUGCUAUAUGUAUGAGUUGCGUGCUACUUUUUCAUAAUAAGAACGUGUUGGUAGUGCAGAAGUUCUGUAUCAAUUUAUCUAAUAUUUAUAUUCAAAUACUAAUUAAGACCUUUCAUUUCUUAUUUCUGGGAAUUCAAAUUUAAUCUACACCAGGGUAGCAUCUGUAUAUGACAACUGAUUUUUUUCAACAGUGUUACAUCUG
Leptidea sinapis is the source of this 4459-nucleotide messenger RNA. RefSeq names its product rabankyrin-5. Bases 151 to 3699 code for a protein of 1182 amino acids. Gene Ontology annotation, biological process: protein localization to ciliary inversin compartment. Gene Ontology annotation, molecular function: protein binding; metal ion binding. Gene Ontology annotation, cellular component: ciliary inversin compartment. NCBI's taxonomy places the organism in Eukaryota, Metazoa, Arthropoda, Insecta, Lepidoptera, Pieridae. The transcript is spliced from 21 exons. The record is from RefSeq and is a predicted model, not a curated record.